This is a messenger RNA of Osmia lignaria (orchard mason bee), 854 nucleotides long. RefSeq lists its product as uncharacterized. NCBI's taxonomy places the organism in Eukaryota, Metazoa, Arthropoda, Insecta, Hymenoptera, Megachilidae. The record is from RefSeq and is a predicted model, not a curated record.
CUUUUGUUUCCUUGAACUCGACACCUUCAGUUUAUUCAAUGUUUGCUUCGAAAGUGUGCUCCUCGUGACCUAACUCCCGGAAAUUCACUGUUAAUCCCUUUCUGUCGUAAAUCAGUGGUAAUGAUAAAGAUAAGAAAGAUAAGAGAAUGUAUGAACAACCGGAGUUCGUUACACCAUGGGUUCAAAUGCGGGCGACGGAAGAGUGCAUGGUGAAAGAGGCAAAACAGUAUCCCAUGUUGGAACCAUUCGCUCCUCGCCACUCGAUUUCGUACUUCAACAAUAACAAAGAAGACAGUACAAGAUCGGCGUACGAACGUCUUCACAGUGGCGUUUUCGAUCCUAGUAAAGCAAGAUGCGAUCGUACUAAGCCCAGCCUUUACUGGCUGGAGAUCUCGAAAGAGAACAAAGGUCACAAGGUCCCAAUGACUACUAAUCUCUGGUACGGUCGACCGAACAGGGUCCAAGUCGAUUUCCCCGAGAAGAAAUUCAAUCGAUCGAACAAAAUGCGAGAGUUCUACAGCCGGAAAUUCCGUCUAAUCGAUGAGGACGAACGGAAAGUCGUGGUCUGCUAGGCAAGUUUCCCCUGGCUUCUUGCUAACGAUCGAUCGCAAGCUUUCUUUCUUCUACUGAAUCAAAUAAUCCAGGAAAAGGGAGCGAAGGAAAAGUUACCGUUAGUGGGUCCAUUCGAUAAAAUCCGGCCCCCAGGACGUUCCUUAAAAUUAAACCCUUGUCAUACGAUCAUAAACACAUCUCACAUAAAAUUUGCCAUUAUUCCCAAAUGUUCGAAAUUUUUUUCAAUAAAAAAUUAUUAUUUGAAAAUAAAUUCCAUACACCAGCAGCCGGAUAAUUCAUUU